AUGUUGUACGCCAUUACAUUCCAUCUUGGAAGGAUCAUUGUGAAGCUAUGGCGUUCUCGAACUGUGAUUGUAGACCGAUCAUCCUCACCCAGAGUCACUCGCAAGCGGACAGGGUUUGAUGUGCUGGAGUGGAGACGGAUUCGGAAAACAGAAAAGAAUCGCCGACCGGCCUGUAGUGGAUUUUUUGACAGAGACGGCUCUGAGGAAAAGGACUACGAUGGACGGGUUGGGGGACGGGUUGGGCGGUCAAUUAAUGAGUUUCAUCGUCUGCUCUCAGCAGUCACGAACCACAGUGAUGGGGUCAGCCGGGAAGAGAGGGUCCAGGAUUGGACGCUGAACGGCGCGCCGAUCAGCUUCAUUUACCAACGCCCAUGUGCUCCUAUGGCAGCCGACCCGACCGCGGCUGCCAUGUUAAGACACAUUCUUGACAUUGACCCCGACUGGGAUCUGGGCUGGGGCGGUGGAGGAACGGGAGACAUGUCGGACUCGACAUGCAGCUGGGAAAGUGCUCGCAGCUGGGAAUCUUCCGGCUGUGAAACCCACAACCAGCAGUGUGGGUAUGCUCACAACGGACGUGAGGCGCGCGACGAAUGUCAGGUCUAUGAUGCUGGGUACGAUGGUGAGCACCGCGAUGAAUACGUCGGUGAGCGCCGCGAUGAAUACGUCGAAGAGUGCCGCGAUGAAUACGUGGGUGAGUGCCGCGAUGAAUACGGUGAUGGUGAGUACCGUGAUGAAUACGUGGAUGAGUGCCGCGAUGAAUACAGCGAUGGACUUCGGCGGCGUUGUGAGUGCGGCGCUGCCUCUUGUGAGUCCGGCUCCGACACCGGUUCCGACUCGGGCUCCGAAAGGACCCCGCGUGUUUGGCGGCCUGCGUUUGUGUUGGACGUGCGCCAGGAGGACACGGGGCGCCUGGUGUUUCGUCCGACGCUGGCGUCUUCUUCUUCGUUUCCGGCGGAGUCAGUGAGCAGGGGUGUGUGUCGUGGACAGCGUGCGUGGCGAGUAGGUCUGUAUGAGAAAUGGGCGGCGAUGGCGGCGGAGGAGUUGCCGGAACUGGAUGGAACGGCGAUGGCUCCGUUGUCGCCAGCGGGCGUGCGAGUGCGGGACGCGUCUCACUGGAACGCGUGGCCGGUGGCGCGCGGUUUGGCAACGGAGAAUGCGCUUGUGAGUGCGUUGGGCGAUCGUAGUGGCGACGUCUUGAGCAUGCUGCCCGGCUACCGUGUCUCCUACGCCGGUCCCCUAAUUGGCGGGGGCUGUGCCCGCUUCGAGUCCACGCCCACCGACAUUGUACUCAAUGCCGUCCUGACUACCGGACACAGAUCUGGCACGCACACGUUCGAACUCUUCAACCAACUCAUUGCAGACCUCUACGCACGACACCUCUCCGCACAGACCGCCCAACUCCUCUACAACCGCGCCGCCGAAGCCUGCACUGCCAUCACUCGACUUGCGCGACACACUGACUCCGCAGACCUCGCCCUACGCACCUAUGGCAAGCAAAUCCGGAGCACUCUCCAGUUCCGCGAACUCCAACGCUCAUCGACCCAACAGGGACGCGACCGGGACCGGGACCGCCGCCUCGCACAGCUAAACCAAGUCCUAUGCUCCCCCCUCAGUUUCGCCACGCCCUAUGGAAACCCCUACUUCGCAGUAGAUCCACCACCCAGGGAGCCCGGUGCAACAAACUUGAACGAAGAGCACCUUCACGGAGUGUACCCCAGUGGACCGUACCCCUAUGCACCGUAUCCUUACGGACCGUACCCCUAUACACCGUACCCCUAUGGACCGUACCCCGAUGCACCGUAUCCUUACGAAGCCCGCGUAUUCCCAAGCGGCCACCCUCCCAGCGGAGCGUACCCCUACGGACCUGAGGGCGAGGCGGAGGGAUGUGAGCGGUUGUACUACGCGAUCCCGGUUCGCCGGUGGCGGCCGAGUGACGUGUUUCGGAUGCUGGAGUGUUUUGAAAAUCCGCGGCGCAUCUUCCUUCCGCCGGUGGCGAAGGACCUGAAGGGCGAGCGGGCGCUGUACCUGCGGCGACCGGGUCAACCACGGAACCGCAAUAUGGAGUUGGGCAUGCCUCAGAUCCCCUAUUGCCCGCACGUCGUGGUUCCACCGGAGACGGGCGAGGUCUUUUUGCCCGCGGUCGAGUGUUGGAAUGACUGGCUCGAGUCAGUAGACUACGCCCAACGUCUCGUCGACCUCGCGCUCGAGGACGACCGCUGCCGCCCAACCUGCGGCUGCGGCCGUCUCUGUCAGGCCUUCACACCCGAGGCGCGCUGCUACCAACUCUGCAAACGUCUCUACAAAACACUCGAACUCACCUAUCUCCAGUUCCUCGGCAACCUCGUCCGCAUUGCACAUUGGAGUCUGCACUUGAAACAAUUCGCCGAGUCCAGAUCCACAGAUCGCCCGGCCGUUUCCGCCAAAACUCGUUCCGCCGGUGCCCCUUCCGCCGAAACUUCCACCUCCGGGACUCGAUCCGGCGACUGGCCGCUCUCGGCCGCGCUCUCCCACGAGCGGCGUUGCGGGUUGGUGUGGCACACUUGUCUCUACAGCUUUGAGUGCAGCAAAGCACAGUUCGAGCGGCUCGCACUCGAAACGGUGCCGGCGCUGUUGCCGCACGAACUUGUUCGGCAUCACAAAAACGCGGCCGCGGCACUGGAAGAGCUACGGCCGGGCGCGCUCCCGCGGUGCAGCCAACGUCUCGCCGCCUUCGGCCUCAGCGCCGACGACCCGGCCACCUGCCGCCAGGAACUCGAACAUCUCGCCCACGAAUUCGCCGUCCGCACGCUCCGCCGCGCCGAUGUCUACGGCUCCGCCUUCCUCACGCUCCCAAGCUCGCGUCGCCAAAAACCCGAGGCCGGCGGACACGUUUUCGUCCCCAGUUCCCUCGCCGUCGAAGAGGCUUCCCGAGUCGGUGUCGCACUCGCCUUCAAAGAAACCCACCUCCGCGAACGCGCUCGCCGAGGCCCCAACCCCCCG
Gregarina niphandrodes is the source of this 2979-nucleotide messenger RNA. RefSeq lists its product as hypothetical. The record is from RefSeq and is a predicted model, not a curated record. The transcript has a single exon. The annotation marks the transcript as partial. NCBI's taxonomy places the organism in Eukaryota, Apicomplexa, Conoidasida, Eugregarinorida, Gregarinidae.